AUAUCGCUCUUUCGUUGCUCUUGUCCGGCCACGGAGCUGGGACUUUUUCUCCUCCCGUCGCCGCCGCUCUCCGGCUCUGUUCUUCUACAUACAAUGUGUACUGGAUAGAUGCGUAUUUAUACGUAUAAGAAUGGAAAUUGAAGCGGAGAAAGCACGAGUAGUGAUUUUCAGGGACAUUAGGAGAUAUUACUGUGAGUACUGUGGCAUUUGCCGCUCCAAGAAGUCUCUCAUCUCGUCUCAUAUCCUUAGUCACCACCAGGAGGAAAAUGUAACUGAGGUAAAUAAUGGGACAAGCGGGGGGGAUAAAUUGAGUACUUGUGAAGUGUGCAGUUCGAGUUUCCGGAAGCCUGCUCAUCUGAAACAGCACAUGCAAAGCCAUUCUCUAGAGAGGCCUUUUACAUGCCCAGUGGAUAACUGUCACUCCAGCUAUAGAAGAAAGGAUCACUUGACCAGGCAUAUGAUCCAACAUCAAGGGAAGUUGUUUGAAUGUCCUAUUGAGGAAUGUAAAAGAAGAUUUGCAUUUCAGGGUAAUAUGAAGCGGCACAUAAAAGAGUUGCACCAAGAAUCCUCUUCGACUAAUGUUGAGCCUCCAAAAGAAUACGUUUGCCCAGAACUGGGAUGUGGAAAGGUGUUUAAAUAUCUCUCCAAAUUGAGUAAACAUGAAGAUUCGCAUGUUAAGUUGGAUACAGCGGGGGCCUUCUGUUCAGAACCAGGUUGUAUGAAAUAUUUCACCAACAAGCAAAGCCUUAAGGAGCACCUUUGUUCUUGUCAUCAAUACAUUGUGUGUGAUAAAUGUGGAUCCAAGCAGCUGAAGAAAAACUUUAAGCGUCAUCUUAGUAUGCAUGAAGCAGCCAUUUCCAUGGAGAGGAUAAAAUGUAGUUUUAAGGGAUGUUUGCACACAUUUGCUACUGAAUCAAAUCUCAAUCAACACAUGAAAGCUGUGCACUUGGGGCUCAAGCCAUAUGCCUGUAGUAUACCAGGUUGUCACAUGAAAUUCGCAUUCAAACAUGUCAGGGACAAACACAAAAAAUCUGGAUACCAUGUCUAUACCCCAGGAAAUUUUGAAGAGUCUGAUGAGCAAUUUCGCUCUAGACCCAGAGGUGGCAGGAAACGAAAGCGUCCGACCAUUGAAACUCUGCUACGGAAAAGGGUUGUACCACCUACCAAUUCAGAUGUCAGUAAGCUACUUUCUGCAGACUCGGAUGAUUAGCAGAGGUACACUCAGCUGUCCCUAAAAUGUUCUCUCAAAUCAUCCUAUAUAUUACACGGACUACAACGGUGGGUAAAGCAUAUUAAUCAGCCCCUCAUCUUUUAUUCGCCUAUAUUUACCAGUUAUGUUGAAAUAUGUUUUGGCAUAUGGAUCUAUCAAGUGGAAAUAUCACAUGUUUGAGUUAGAAAUCCAAAUCUAUUGUUAGUUUCUU
This is a messenger RNA of Sesamum indicum (sesame), 1421 nucleotides long. Its product is annotated as transcription factor IIIA. Gene Ontology annotation, biological process: regulation of transcription by RNA polymerase II. Lineage: Eukaryota; Viridiplantae; Streptophyta; Magnoliopsida; Lamiales; Pedaliaceae. Gene Ontology annotation, cellular component: nucleolus; nucleus. Gene Ontology annotation, molecular function: DNA-binding transcription factor activity; 5S rDNA binding. The record is from RefSeq and is a predicted model, not a curated record.